AUGUAUUUACUCGAUACAAAAACUGCUUUGAUACACAUGAAUGAUGAUGAUGAAUGUGAAUCAUUACCAAAAAAAAAUUCCCAUGAUAAUCAUUAUCAACAACAUACACGUCGACGUUUACCAAAACGUUAUAGUGAUAUAGUUGGUCCAUCAUCAAAUAAAAUUUAUCUUCCAAGAAGAGAUUCAAUUAGUCGAAAUAAACAAAUAAUUCAUUCUUUAUCACAAUAUAAUCAUCCACGUACAUCAUUUAAAGCAAAAUCAACUGAAACAUUAUAUAUUAUUAAUUCACAUAAUAAAAAAUCUGUUGAUCUACUUUCAUCAUUAUCAAAUAUAGAACCAAAAGAACAUUCAAUUGUUACACGUCGAUAUAGUAGUAAAAAUAAACGUUUAUCAACAUCAAAUGCUGUUGAUCUUCUUGCACAUCGUAUGCAAGCAGCUAUGAGUACAGAAUUAAUGCAUUCACUUGAUAGAAAUUUUGUUUUUGGUGAUAAAAAACAAUCAUUAAAUUAUUCUCAUAUGAAUCGUUCACAAUCAUUUCAUAUAUCAACAUCACCAUCAAAUAAAUAUCGAGAUAAAUAUUUAGAAAAAGAACAUUUUUAUCAUGUUAUACCACGAGUAAAACAUCGUUUAGAUGAUGAACAAAAAUCUAUUGAAACAAUUUCAUCAUUAGAUGAAUUAACACCUGAUUAUGAUGAUGAUAUUAUUAUUCGACGAAUAAAUAAUAAUAAUAAUAAUAAUGAUGAAAUUGAUGAAGAACCAAUAAUAGAUUAUGAUGAUUCAAAAUCAACAUUAACUCCUGAUAUUGAAGAAAAACCAAUAACACCUCCAGCACUUUAUGAUCUUGGUGUUACAUCAUCUUUUAUUGUUCAACAAACAUCUAUAACACCAAGUAGUGAAUCUUUUACACAAGAACAAUCAUCUAUUCCACCAACACCACCACCAUUACCAAAUACAAUAAUACAACAAAAGAAAAUAACAUUUCGUUGUCGUACUAUUGCUGAUAAAAUAACAGCCGAUCAUAAACUUAUUUUAAAAGAUGAAAUAGAAACAAUAACAGAAGUUCCAGAAGAAAAAUCAAUAGUUCCUCAAAUUGAAGAAGAAUCUUCAAAAAAAUCUUGUUCUAUUGCAAGUGUUACACCAAAACCUUGUUAUUUACAUUUAUCAAAAGAAAUAUUAGAAAAAACAACUUUACGUAAAGUUUCUCAUCCAGUUUCACGUUCUUAUUCAACUUAUGGUUCAAUGUCACAAUUAAAUGAUCAAGAUACAGAAUCAACAACAAUACGUGAAAAAACUUCAAUUAAUAAUGAACAAUCUCUUGAUGGUUUAUUAUCAUCAGCAGCAACUUCAAUUAUUAUUGAAAAUGAAUAUGAUCAUCGAACAUCAUCAAAAAUUUAUAAUGAUUAUAAACGACGAGCAUCAUUAAUAACAGUACCAACAAAUAAUACUUUAAGUAGUAGUUAUAGUCAUUCUGCUAUAAUACAUCCAAUGCAUACACAUAUUGGUGUACGUUCAUCAACAUCAUCAUCUUCGAAUGAUAAAUUAAAUGAUAAUACUUUAUCAAAUAAAAAAAUGAAUGUUUGUGUUAUUAAUCAACUUAAUGAACAUUUAUCAACACGUUUUCGUCAACAACAACAACAAGAUAUAUGUUUAACAAAGAAUAAUAAUAUCAAUUCAAGAAAUACAAUUGAUCAUCAAAGUUAUGAUCCACCACCGGAACAAAUAACAGAUGACAUUCAAACAAAUCUUUAUGAUGAACCUCAUCAUAUUGAAAUAAUAAAUACACCAGCAAUAAAAUGUCCUGAUAUAUCAACACCUUCAAUACCACCACCACCACCUCCAUUACCAGUUGGUGGUUUUCGACCAAUUAUAUCUCAAAUAAAUCGUCCAUUAAGUUCUCAACGUACAUCAAUAAUGACAUUAUCACGCGAAACAAAUGGUGCUGAACUUGGAUGUAGUACAGGCACAUCAACAACAUCAAGUAAAUUAUCUGAUGCACGAAUUCUUCGAGAAUUACGUACAAAUCCAUUAUUUGCAAAAGCUAAACAACAUCUUGAAAUUGAAUCUGAUAUAAAUAGUCGACAAUCAAAUGAAUCAACAUGUUAUUUAAGACUUGAUAAAUGUUCUAAAGGUAUUUCAUCAACAAUUGAAAAUAAUAAUUCAAAUGAAUCAUUAAAUAAUAAUAAUAAUAAUAAUAAUGUCGAGACAUUUAUAAUGUGUCCCGAUGAAUUAAAUGCUAUGAUGAAUAAUACAACGAAACGAACAAAAUCAAUGAACAGUACAACAAAAGAUAUAAAUCGAAUUAAUUCAAGAACAUUGACGAAAUCAUUUCAUCAAACACAAUGUCGACAAUCAGAACUUGAACUUAUCUUUCAAAAACGUGCACAACGAAAUGAACAAAAUCCGACAUGA
Messenger RNA from Rotaria sp. Silwood2, 2409 nucleotides. NCBI's taxonomy places the organism in Eukaryota, Metazoa, Rotifera, Eurotatoria, Philodinida, Philodinidae. The record is from the annotation of a GenBank genome assembly.